Messenger RNA from Puntigrus tetrazona (Sumatra barb), 5144 nucleotides. Its product is annotated as cadherin EGF LAG seven-pass G-type receptor 1-like. Gene Ontology annotation, cellular component: plasma membrane. The transcript is spliced from 10 exons. Gene Ontology annotation, biological process: homophilic cell-cell adhesion. Bases 129 to 5144 code for a protein of 1671 amino acids. The record is from RefSeq and is a predicted model, not a curated record. Gene Ontology annotation, molecular function: calcium ion binding. Lineage: Eukaryota; Metazoa; Chordata; Actinopteri; Cypriniformes; Cyprinidae.
UGCUCAGCACACAGAAACAUGCCUUGACCCAAUGUGCACUUUCACGUUACAGGAAUGGUUGGAAUUUUGCGGACUGUACGCGUUCUGGAUCGUUUGGAAUAAUUUUCCCAAUGGGAUGCGCGUGAGCCAUGGAAUUGCCAGUGAUAUGGAUGUGCUUUGGAUUACUUAUUCGUCUCCCACCGUUUGGAUGCGUGGAUUUGCAUCUAUCGGGGUCCCUCCAGCCUGGCGCGACUCUGGCAAAUGUAUCAGUCGGACCAGACUGGACUUACAGAAUCGACAGGAGUCUGACAGAUAAGUCUUUACGACACUUUGUGAAGCUCGGGAGACGUGAUGGGUUGUUGUCAGUCGCGCGCAAAGUUGACUGCGCUCGUUUACCGAGAAAUCCCGUGCCGUUGUAUUUGCGGAUUAAGUCACUGCUAUCGGACAACUUCAUACUGCUUCAUUUCAACACGUUCGUGCAUGGUCAGAACUGCUUCAUCAAAUACAAAAGAAAAAAUCUUAAUCCAGAUGCCUACAUGUAUCUUUUGACUGGGUAUGAGGCGUGUUUUUCUUUGGACUCGUUACCCAUAAACAUUUACGAACGUUUGCCCGUUUCCAUGCGGAAUUCCCAAAUGUUUCGCGGUAGGUGCGUGGAGAAAGACCAGCGGCGCGUUGUUUCCCUCACAGGCGCGAACCUCUGUUUACCUCACAAGCAGCGAGACACGGCAAAUUUGCUUUGUUUGAUGCCCAACUCACUAAAUAGCUCUUUAUUUGUAGAUGUUAAGUUACACUUGAGCAGAGAACACACUGGCAGGGAAUUAGACCCGUGGGCCAAACGUCAAAAAAGAAACGCGAACUCCGCUCCUCAGUUUCAGCUCCCAAACUAUCAGGUGUCGGUGCCAGAGAACGAGCCCUCAGGAACGCGUGUCAUAACCCUCAAAGCGUUUGACGCGGAUGACGGAGACGCCGGUGUUGUCGAGUACGAUAUGGAAGCUAUUUUUGACAGCCGCUCUAACAAUUUAUUUCAAAUUAACCCCGAGACUGGAGGUAUAACCACUCUCCAACCUCUAGACAGGGAAGUUAAAGACACUCACGUGUUUAAAGUUACUGCCACCGAUAGAGGAACCCCUAAAAGAUCAGCUAUCGCGUACCUCACUAUAACAGUCAGUGAUACUAACGACCACACGCCGGUUUUUGAGCAGAACGAGUAUAGGGUUAGCAUUCGAGAAAAUGUUGAAGUGGGCUUUGAGGUGAUGACUAUUAGGGCUACAGAUGGAGAUGCACCUUCUAAUGCCAAUAUGAUUUAUAAGAUUGUGAAUGAUAAUGAGGUGAACGCUUACUUCGAAAUUGACCCAAGGAAUGGGUUGGUCAAAACCAGAGUCAGACCAGACAGAGAAGUCAAAUCCCAGUAUAGGCUUCUCGUCGAAGCUAACGACCAGGGUCGAGAGCCCGGGCCACGUACAGCCACAGCCACGGUGCACAUUUUUAUAGAGGACGAGAAUGAUAACUACCCUCAGUUCAGUGAGAAGCGAUAUGUAGUUCAAGUUACUGAAAACGUAGCCGUGAACUCUCAAGUGGUUGCGGUGAAGGCUACGGAUAAAGAUGCCGGAAAUAAUGCGAAAGUGCAUUACAGCAUCAUCAAUGGGAAUAUAAAGAAACAGUUUUACAUACACUCCACUACGGGGGUCAUUGAUGUUAUCAGUCCUCUAGAUUAUGAGAUGAUAAGAGAGUACACACUCCGAGUGAAAGCUCAAGAUGGAGGACGGCCGCCUCUUAUUAAUGGUACAGGUAUGGUGGUAAUCCAAGUGUUAGAUGUUAACGAUAACGCACCCAUGUUUGUCAGCACUCCUUUUCAAGCCUCAGUGUUAGAAAAUGUUCCUGUAGGUUACUCUGUGUUACACAUCCAAGCUAUCGAUGCUGAUUCGGGUGACAAUGCUCAUUUGGAGUACAAGCUGACCGAUACAUCACCUAGUUUUCCGUUCAUUAUCAAUAACAACACCGGAUGGAUCACGGUUAGCUCUGAGCUGGACAGGGAGACUACAGAGUUUUACAAUUUUGGCGUUGAGGCCAGAGACCUCGGGGUUCCUACAAUGUCAUCUUCAGCUAGUGUAAGUGUUACUAUACUAGAUGUAAAUGACAAUGUCCCAACCUUCACGCAGCACUUGUAUAACCUAAAAGUCAAUGAGGAUGCAGUCGUAGGUACCAAUGUACUUACAGUCACUGCUGUAGACAGGGAUGUAAACAGCGUGGUCACAUACCAAAUAUCGACUGGGAACACUCGGAACAGGUUUGCCAUCACCAGUCAGAGUGGAGGGGGACUUAUUACUUUAGCUCUACCUCUGGACUACAAGCAAGAACGGCAGUAUCUCCUAACAAUCACCGCCUCGGACGGUACUCGCCAUGACACAGCUCAAAUCUCCAUUAAUGUGACUGAUGCCAACACCCAUCGGCCAGUAUUUCAAAGUGCCAACUACCAGGUUUUAGUGAGCGAGGACCGUCCCGUUGGCUCCACCGUCGUGGUCAUCAGCGCCACCGAUGAAGACACUGGCGAAAACGCCCGCAUCACUUAUGUAAUGGAGGACAACGUGCCACAGUUCAAAAUUGAUCCUGACACUGGUGCCAUCGUGACUCAAAUUGAGAUUGACUACGAAGAUCAGGCCUCCUACACACUAGCCAUUAUUGCCCGAGACAACGGCAUCCCCCAGAAAUCAGACACAACCUACGUAGAGAUCAUCGUUCUUGAUGCCAACGACAACGCACCCCACUUCCUCCGGGACAUCUACCAGGGAACGGUGUUUGAGGAUGCACCGGUAUACACAAGUGUACUCCAGGUAUCUGCUUCAGACAGAGACUCUGGCUCUAAUGGUCGACUCAGCUACACUUUUCAGGGAGGAGAUGAUGGAGAGGGGGACUUUUUUAUCGAGCCAUAUUCUGGGAUCAUCAGAACGGCCCGCAAGCUGGAUCGGGAAAACGUUGCGUUGUAUAGCCUCAAGGCGUUUGCGGUGGACAAAGGAGUGCCCCCUCUCAAGGCAGCUGUGAACAUUCAUGUGUCCGUGCUGGACAUAAAUGACAAUGCCCCUGUGUUUGAAAAGGACGAAUUGUACUUUUACGUGGAGGAAAACAGUGCAGUAGGAUCCACUCUGGCCCGUGUAAGUGCCACAGACCCAGAUGAAGGUACCAACGCCCAAAUCCUGUACCAGAUUGUAGAGGGCAAUAUUCCUGAAGUCUUCCAGCUCGACAUCUUUAGCGGAGAUCUAAUCGCCCUUACUGACUUAGACUUUGAGGCCAAGAUGGAGUAUGUGAUAGUGGUCCAGGCCACUUCGGCCCCACUUGUCAGCCGGGCCACUGUACACAUCCUCCUAGUAGAUGUCAACGACAACGUCCCAGUUCUACAGGAUUUUGAGAUCCUUUUCAACAACUACAUCACCAAUAAGUCCAGCAGCUUUCCCACAGGAGUUAUCGGGAAGGUGCCUGCUCGUGAUCCAGAUGUGUCCGACAAGCUCCUCUACACGUUUGUUGAGGGGAAUGAGCUCAACCUGCUGAUUCUCAAUCAAGACACUGGGGAGCUAAAGCUGAGCAAGGACUUGGAUAACAACAGGCCGCUUGAGGCUACAAUGAGGGUGACGGUUUCAGGUGAGACUCACGUGAUAACACAUUAUUUAGCCUGUUUCACUAGUCCAUUAUUUGGCCAAAGCAUCACGGUUCGUCUGGAGAACAUGUCUCAAGAGCGUUUCCUUUCCCCUCUGCUGUCUCUCUUCACCGAAGGCAUAGCAGCAGUCUUGUCCACCAGUCCUGACGGUGUCUUCGUCUUCAAUGUCCAAAACGACACAGACGUUAGCGGCAGCAUCCUCAACGUCACUUUCUCGGCUCUGCUCCCGGGUGGAGCUCCGGGACGUUAUUUCCCGUCAGAGGAGCUUCAGGAACAGCUGUAUCUGAACCGUACGUUGUUGACUCUGAUCUCGACUCAGCGCGUCCUGCCCUUCGAUGAUAACAUCUGUUUGCGGGAGCCCUGUGAGAACUACAUGAAGUGCGUAGCUGUUCUGAAGUUUGACAGUACGGCUCCCUUUGUGGCGUCCAACACGGUUCUCUUCAGGCCCAUACACCCCAUGAAUGGUUUACGCUGUCGAUGUCCUGACGGUUUCACUGGAGACUACUGCGAGACGGAGGUGGACCUUUGUUACUCAGGUCCGUGUCAGAACAAUGGGAAGUGCCGCAGCCGAGAGGGAGGAUACACCUGUGAGUGCCCACAAGAUUUUACAGGAGAGCGCUGUGAGGUGAAUGCACGUUCAGGCCGGUGUGUUCCUGGUGUGUGUAAGAACGGAGGCAGGUGUGUGGACCUGCUGGUGGGAGGUUUUCUGUGUCAGUGUCCUGAUGGCGAGUAUGAGAAACCCUACUGUGAGAUAACCACACGCAGCUUCCCGGGCCAGUCCUUCAUCACCUUCAGAGGCCUGAGGCAGAGAUUCCACUUCACCCUCUCCUUUACGUUUGCUACAAGAGAGAGAAACGCCUUGCUCCUAUAUAACGGCAGGUUUAAUGAAAGGCAUGAUUUCAUUGCGAUUGAAAUUAUUGAAGAGCAAAUCCAGCUGACCUUCUCUGCUGGAGAAACUAAAACAACAGUGACUCCAUUCGUAGCUGGUGGGGUUAGUGAUGGACAGUGGCACAGAGUACAUCUGCAUUACUACAACAAGCCCAAUAUAGGGCGUCUUGGCGUCCCUCACGGCCCCUCUGAGGAAAAGGUUGCUGUGGUUGCUGUCGAUGAGUGUGAUGUGGCCAUGGCUCUACGUUUCGGGGGACAGAUCGGGAACUACAGCUGUGCAGCCCGUGGCACACAAACAGGCCAAAAGAAGUCAUUGGAUCUAACAGGACCUCUGCUCCUGGGUGGCGUCCCAAACCUGCCUGAAGAUUUCCCUGUACAGAACCGAGACUUUGUUGGCUGCAUUAGGAACCUCACUAUUGACAGCAAGUCCAUAGACAUGGCCAGUUUUAUUGCCAACAACGGCACCUUAGCAGGUUGUGCAGCAAAAUAUGACUUCUGUAGCCAGGCUGUUUGUCAGAACGGAGGCGUAUGUGUGAAUAGAUGGAACACCCACACCUGUAACUGUCCAUUAGGCUAUGGAGGAAAGAACUGUGAACAUGCGCAGACAAAAGACUCUGAAUCAAUCUGA